Conger conger (European conger) is the source of this 2387-nucleotide messenger RNA. Its product is annotated as surfeit locus protein 4-like. The coding region runs from base 218 to 1027 and encodes 269 amino acids. The record is from RefSeq and is a predicted model, not a curated record. Gene Ontology annotation, biological process: Golgi organization. The transcript is spliced from 6 exons. Gene Ontology annotation, cellular component: endoplasmic reticulum-Golgi intermediate compartment; membrane; endoplasmic reticulum. Lineage: Eukaryota; Metazoa; Chordata; Actinopteri; Anguilliformes; Congridae.
CUUGGCGUCCUGUAGAGGGAGCUGUGAAGCCCAGCGCGAAGCAUUGUGGGACGAAAGGUGGCCUUUCCCCUGCACAGACCACAGACUAGCCAAGAAGAGAGAGGCAGCCGUGUUGAGUAACAACACCUACGAGCGCUUGGGAGUUGCAGUCGACUCGUUGAGCGAUUACUGGGCAGGCACCACUGACACGACAACCGAGACCGCAGAAGAGGAAGACAUGGCCCAGAACAACAUAAUGAGUACCGCCGAGGACGUGGCGGAUCAGUUCCUGCGCGUGACGAAGCUGUACCUGCCCCACCUGGCUCGCCUGUGUCUGAUCAGCACCUUCCUGGAGGACGGCAUCCGCAUGUGGUUCCAGUGGAGCGAGCAGAGGGACUACAUCGAGGCCACCUGGAGCUGUGGCUACUUCCUGGCCACCUGCUUCGUGCUGCUCAACCUGCUGGGACAGAUAGGGGGCUGUGUGCUCAUCCUCAGCAGAAACUUUGUCCAGUACGCCUGCUUCGGCCUCUUCGGAAUCAUAGCUUUACAGACGAUCGCCUACAGCAUUCUGUGGGAUCUUAAAUUUUUGAUGAGGAACCUGGCCCUGGGCGGGGGCCUGCUCCUGCUGCUGGCCGAGUCGCGCUCUGAGGGGAAGAGCAUGUUCGCAGGGGUGCCCUCCAUGGGCGAGAGCUCCCCGAAGCAGUACAUGCAGCUGGGCGGCCGUGUCCUCCUGGUGCUCAUGUUCAUGACCCUGCUGCACUUUGACCCCAGCUUCUUCUCUAUUCUGCAGAACAUGGUUGGCACGGCCCUCAUCAUCCUGGUCGCCAUCGGAUUCAAGACCAAGCUGGCCGCCCUCACCCUGGUGGUGUGGCUCUUCGCCAUCAACGUCUACUUCAACGCCUUCUGGACAGUGCCCGCCUACAAGCCCAUGCACGACUUCCUGAAGUACGACUUCUUCCAGACCCUGUCCGUCAUCGGCGGGCUCCUGCUGGUGGUGGCGCUGGGGCCGGGGGGCGUCUCCAUGGACGAGAAGAAAAAAGAGUGGUGAGCCCCGCCCCGCCCCGCCCCGCCCGCUCCGCCCACGCCCAGGACUCGAGGACCCUGCCAGUGCCAGCACCAUCCACCACUCUUUAUCUCUCCCUCUUUCCCUCCUUUCUUUUGCUCUCUUUUCUUCACUCGCACUUUUUCCUUUGUCAUUUUUAUUAGCAAAACGCAUGGUCAUUGCUGUGUGUAUAUAUAUAUGUGUAUAUGUAUGAAUAUAUAUGUGUGUGUAUAUACACAGUAAAAUGACCCCCUUUCUCUGACAUCCCAUAAAAUGAGACUGGAGUAGAGCUUUUGUGUUCAGAAGAACCUCAACUCUAGACAUUAUGAAAGCUGAGUAAAUGGAGACCUGUUUUUUUAUGUUUUUAGGAAUUAUUGUUAUUAUUAUUAUUUUGUUUUUCAUGGUGUACGUCUCCAUGUGCCAAUGCUGACACUCCCCUGAAUAAGACGCUGUGCACUUAGAAAGCAUUUAGAAAGCUCCCCGUGCCCCAGACAGACCGUCGUCGGCAUCUAUCGCUGUUCACGUAGGGAGUGUCGGUGUGUGAACGCAUUUGUAUUUAUGGUUGUCUCAGUUGGAAGUGUGUGACCCUUUUAUAAGAGGAAGUAAGAAAUAAAAAAAUAAAGAUUCUCUGCUGUGUUUUGGAAGAGGGGAAAUGGAAAAGAUUUAAGGGGUUAAGCCGUCAGUAGGGGGCGCCGCUGGGCCACGUUCAGCCGACGGACCUGCAUCUCAACCUCCUACACGCGUGUCUCUUGUGCUGCUGUCUAUGUCCAUGUCCUCAGGAUCUGAGCACUAUUCCCACACACACACACACACACACACACCUGUCAAUCAAAAGACCCUGUCCCCCAUUGCCCACCACUUGUAACAUGCACAGGUGGCACACACAGUCGAGACCUCCUAAUGAUCAUUGAGGCGAGGGUGUGUGUUUGAAAGUGGAGCUAUGUGCAUAGUCUACUUAUUUUUUAAAUGGGGGAUUAUUAAAAAGGUAUCCUUGAUGGCCUUUCAAAAAGCAAUUUAACAUUUUAUUUUUCAGAUAUUUAAUAGGAUUUUGGUAUGGGGGGGGUUUUUGCCAAAAACGGCCGUGGGCUCAGGUGUGUGCCGGCCUUCACCUGCCAUGCCAGGCGGGAUGACAGGAUGAAGGUGACAGCGGUUGAUUCGCUUUCUCCAGCAGCACACAGAACAAGGGAGAAAGUCAGCGGUGUCCUGUAACUUAUCACACAUUGUUUUUGUUUUUCCUCAAGGUUGAGUUAAGAGAAAAAAAAAGCUUAAAGUGUUUUGGUUUUUCUAUAAUGUAUUUUUUUGGUUAUAUUUUUUUGAGAUCAUAAAGGAAAGAAAAAACCUAAUUGAAUAAAUGUAUAUGGUUGAA